GUACUCCCCUGAUUUUAGUCAGCAGAUCAACUCAUCAUCAGUCAUGCCAAUCGGAGUUCAAGACCCUCUCUGGAAAAGAUUAUGGAAUCUGAAAUUGCCAAACAGAAUCCUUCUGUUUGCGUGGAGACUUUGCCACAAUUCACUCCCUACUCCAGGAAAUUUAGCUAUCAGGCACCUGAAUGAUGAUUCGUCAUGUGGCUUCUGUCAACAAAGCUCUAUCAACAACUGUCACAUCUUCUUUGAUUGUCCUUUUGAUGCACAAAUCUUCAGAAUUGCAGGUCUCCAUGAUCAGAUCCUCAGGCGACAUCGUCCUCUUUGCGAUUUAUGGACUCGAACUCUAAUUCUCGAUACUCAAUUUCCUUCCACCGCUUUUCUGAUUGCUUUACUUUCAGGAAUUUGGCAGACUAGAAAUUCAAUGCUGUUUGAACAGACAUCUACUUCGCCAUGGUCAGCCGUUCUUCAAUCCAGCAAAAUAGUACGAGAUUUCAUGGAGCAAAAUCAGAAUCAAAACAGCAUGGAUCGAAGUUUGAGGAUAAUGCUAGCUUUUCAGCCUCCUCCGCCAGAUGUUAUUCGAGUAUUUUUUUAUGGCUCCAUAAACCAUGUUGCUAAAUGCACUGGAGCUGGCAUAGUCAUCCAGAGUUCUGAUGGUCAAUUUAUGCGUGGCUUAUAUCGCCAGUUUCUGGGAGUUACUGACUCUAAUAUAGGGGAAGCUCUAGCCAUGCGUGAAGCAUUACUGUUUUGUAGAAGGCUCGGAAUCGCAAACGUUGCAAUCCAAGGUGAUUUUUCUUUAAUUGUUUUGGCAGCUAUGAAUGAAAUUGAUGGUCCCUCUGCAUGUACCCCAGUUCUAGAAGAUGUAAUUUACAUAUGUUAUGAUCUACCGGUUGCUAAUUUAUCUUGGAUUCCUAGUUUGGACAAUGUAGUAGCUCAUUCGCUUGUUAAGUAUGCGAAGAAGAUCAAGAUGAAUAGCAGCAGCAGGUCCAUAUUCCAGGGAUUCCAAGGCAAACAGGGACUCCCAAUUUCUUCAAAACCUGCUGGGAUGAAGAAUGGUUAUCAUCAUCAGACGGCCGCCGACAAAAAUGGGGAGAAGGAUGAGCAGAGUGGCAUACGGAGGAGACUGUCAUCCAUGUCACUGAAGAUCCAAGAGGAGUCAGGGAGGUCGGGUUCGGCGGUGAGUGAUUACAUAAUGGGAUCCUUCCGGCGAUCUAAAUCCAUGUCAUCAAUGGGAGCACAGUACGCCGGGAAUUCGAUCAGGAAAUGGUGGGAUUUGGGAUGGGCUUGGGUGUUGUCGAGGAAGCCCGCAUUCGCCCAAGAUCUGGAGAUGAACGAGCACGAGAUGGCUGCUAUUGGGUCACACCACAAGGGUAGCUGGAAACACGUGCUGUUCAAGCUCAAGCUCGAGCUUGGGAAGCUCCUACGUUCAGAUAACAUGAACCAUGUGGGGUGGUUUGUUGCGCCAUCAAACCAACUUCUCCACCACCACCACAGGCUUGUGUUCCAGCAGCAGGAGCAGGGCAUCCGCUAUCCUACUCAUCAUUUCAACCACCCAAUCAGGAUCAGGGCUGCCGACACCAGUAGUAUCAAUUCCACCACCACCCCUCACCAGCAAAUCCCCACCUCCUCACCGUCUUCCCCAUCCAUCCCCGGAGGAGAACAGGGUUGGGUGUCAUUCGCGGAGAAGGUGAGCGGGGAAUGGGACGGAUAUGGGGCAGACUUUACCAACUCAGGUGAACCCAUCCAACUCCCAGAAUCAGUGGUUCCAGAAGCCUUCAGGGAAUGGGACGUCCAAGUUUUCGAUUGGCAAACUCAGUGCCCAACUCUGGCUCCCCCUCAACCUCACUCCCAUUUCGAUUUCCACUACCGAUUGAUCGCCCUGCUUCCCACCGUUGGAUGCGAAGCCGACGCCGCCACUACCUACUCCACCCUCCUACGACACAUUGAUACUUCCCUCGCCUUCGGUUACCUGCCCGCCACCGGCUCCUACGUGGCGGUCUGGCCUGUCCAGCCUCAACUGAUUGAGUUGGAGCAUUGCUUGGUUGAUCCUGCAGAUGUGCAUUCCCGGGUUCGGGUGAUUCAGGUGCUGCGUGUCUUGCCAGACCAUCGCGGCUUGGAAUUGGAGGCCAUCAAGGUGUUCUCCGAGCAAUGGUAUGGUCCUUUCCGGAAUGGAGAUCAGCUGGGGGGUUGUUCCAUUCGGGAUUCUGCCUUCGCUUCUACACCGGCCUUGGAUUCCUCUAAAAUCUCCGGGGUUUGGCAGGCCACCCAGCGUACUUUUGCUAUUUACCACGACGACCCCAGUAACAACGACAUCAAAGAACUCGUAGAUGACGAGACAGGUGCGCCUCAGUCUUGCUCCAGGGAUGGAGAUGGUGUCGUAUUGCUACCCAAACGACUCUGGUGUUAUAGCUCGUCAAAUCAAAAUCCCAAAGACCACCGCAGCCAUGUCUUCCAAGUCGGAUGGUUGUUGGAGGAUGGACUCGCCAUCAUCUCCACCUGCAGCUUUUCUCCCAAUGCAAAUCUCAAGGCAAGAGAUCUCUUUAACACGCGAGAAGCUGCAAAUUUGAAGGUCAUACUGAUUAGCUAG
Molecule: messenger RNA, 2578 nt
Organism: Oldenlandia corymbosa var. corymbosa
Lineage: Eukaryota; Viridiplantae; Streptophyta; Magnoliopsida; Gentianales; Rubiaceae
Source: the annotation of a GenBank genome assembly